AUGGAUAGAGCAGUCAAUCGCAGCUACGGCGACGAGUGUAUUAGCAUUAACGGAGAGGUUGUGGAGCAAGUGGAGGAGUUGAAGUACCUCGGAAUCAUUUUUAAUAGUGAUGGGAAAUUUGAGGAAGAGAUCGAUCGGCGAACUGGAGUAGCCAGUGGCGUUCUGCGUGAACUCAUGCGAACGGUUGAACUAAAGAAGAGAUGCCUAUAUGCGAUCAUUAGGCGACAGAGACUUGGUGCAUGGCCUGCUGCUUGCCAGAGUGAGAAGUCACAGCUGCGAUGGUGUGAUCACGUGUUGAGAAAACUUUCAGAAAAGAAGGCGCAAAAGUCACUGUGCGCCCAACCGAUUGGCCGAGGAUCCCAGGACCAAGGGUCGAGGCCAAGAAAAACCGGUGACAAGUGCAUGAAAGGACUCUGCUCCAGACUUGGGUUAUUGUCUGCCAAAGUUGAGACGUUGGUGAAUAAUCGAGGACGUUGGAGAUACCGUAUGACGCGUCUGCCUCCACAUGUCGAAAGGUUUUGCGAAGCCAUGAAACCGUACCGACCGUCGGCCAUCGAUUUCUAUCCCGCCAGCAGUUCAGACGGGACAGGGACCAUGGGCGACUACUUACUGAGGCGGGAGUGUUGA
Molecule: messenger RNA, 627 nt
Organism: Soboliphyme baturini
Lineage: Eukaryota; Metazoa; Nematoda; Enoplea; Dioctophymatida; Soboliphymatidae
Source: the annotation of a GenBank genome assembly